AUGGAUUAUAGAGAUUUGAAUGACUCUAUGGAAAUAUAUACCAAUACUGAAGAAAAGAAGACUGAAAUAGAAAUAGUAAAAUACCUCAAUAAUUUGGGAAUCCGAACAAAAACAGAUCCCCUUCAGAAAGAAUAAGAGUAUUGGAGGAGGAAAAAAUUAGAAACUUAAAAAAAAAUGUUAUCAAUUUUAUGUUUAACUGAGUCAACAUAAUCUCUAAUACUGAAUGAGUAUGCAUCUAAGUUACUACAUCACAGAGUGUCCUAAUCUUUUUUUGAGACAAGGAUGAUCAAUAAUACUCCUACUAUGAUCAUAGAAUGA
This is a messenger RNA of Paramecium tetraurelia, 318 nucleotides long. RefSeq lists its product as uncharacterized. The record is from RefSeq and is a predicted model, not a curated record. The transcript has a single exon. Lineage: Eukaryota; Ciliophora; Oligohymenophorea; Peniculida; Parameciidae.